This is a messenger RNA of Closterium sp. Naga37s-1, 1632 nucleotides long. The record is from the annotation of a GenBank genome assembly. Lineage: Eukaryota; Viridiplantae; Streptophyta; Zygnematophyceae; Desmidiales; Closteriaceae.
AUGGCGGAUCCGUUCGCUCAAGCCGUGUUCCGAGCGUACCGCGAUGGGCUUCUCGCAUCACAGCUGCAGGCGGAAAACACCGGCCCUGAGCCGGCGAAUCCAGGCGCGUCAACUCACGAGCAGUUCUAUUCUGGAUCAUCGCAAUACGCGGCGCAAUACUCGGCGCCAGCUCAUGAUGCUCUGCACGGAGGAUCGUCGCUGCACGCGGCGUUAACACAGCAGCUGAUUCAAGAAGCGGCGCGUCAUUCUGCGUUUACUCAGCAGUUAACUCACGAGACGAUCCAUGGCGGAGGAUCUCAGCAGAAUCAAGCGUUCACCCAGCAGAAUUCAACGUUUACUCAGCAGCAGAACCCAACGUUCACUCAGCAGCAGCAGUCAACGUUUACUCAACAAAAUCCAGCGUUUGCUCAGCAGCAGCCAACGUUCACCCAGCAGCAUCAGACGUUCACUCAGCAGUUGACCCAAGGCGGAAGGGGCUCGCUCCAUGAGCAGCUGGCGGUGGGAGAUGCGGCGCACGGAGACGCGCUGCUGCAAGGAAGUCUACCAGGAGGGAAUCAUGGAGGUUUUGCAGCUACAAACGAAGCAGCUACAAAUGAAACAGUUGCAACUGAAGCAACUACCAAUCAAGCUCAUGAAAGUUUCCUGGGACAAGCGGAUAAUAAUCUGAAUGUUCCGGCUGUUCAGGACAACCUGGGAGCCCAUAACGAAGCAGCUCAAAACGAAGCAGCUCAAAACGAAGCGGCUCAAACUGAAGCAGCUACCGAAGCAGCGCAAACUGAAGCGGCUCAAAAUGAAGUGGCUCCAACCGAAGCAGCUCAAACCGGAGCAGUUCAAACCGAAGCGGCUCAAACCGAGGCGUCUCGAACUGAAGCGGCUCAAAACGAAGCAGCUCAAAACGAGGUCACGGUUAAAGUCGAGGAAGGCGCUGGUCCGGAAUCCGGGACUGGCGCCGGAAAUCGCUCCACCGCUGUCGUUUCUAACAGCGCUUCUGCGAGCGGUGUGUUCUCCAUGCUCCUGGACAUGCAGCACCAGCAGCAGCCGCUGCAGACCCCGCUCACGCCCGUCCCCGCCGUUCCACCGCUCGCCCCGCUUCGUCCCAGCGAUCCCAAGUCCCCGAAUGCUGCUGCUGUCGUGGCGUCUGGGUUUGGACAGAGUGGGUUGCAGGGGCAGCAGACUCGUCCCGCGAAUAACAACUCUGCCUUUCGCUUCUCGCCCUCUGCUCCCUUGCCAUCCUCCCUUGCUCGUGCUCCUGCUCCUGAUCCCUCUGCGCCUUUUGUCCCCUCCGUGUCGCCUCUGCAGCAGCAGCAGCAGCUUCAGCAUCUCGUGUCAUCUGCUGCACGUACUGUUGCCACGUUGCCUCCCUCUCCUCAUCCCUAUCUUGCACCCAUCAAUUUCAUUCACCCUGCCUUUCGUUUCUCUCCCUCUGCUCCCUUCCCAUCCCCCCCCGCUCCUGCUCCUGCUCCCUCUGCUCCUUUUGUCCCCUCUGCGGCUGCCUCUGCAGCAGCAGCAGCUUCAGCCUCUCGUGUCAUCUGCUCCACAUACUGCUGCCACAUGGCCUCCCGCUCCUCCUUCCCCCCGUCGAACCCAACAACUUUACUCUGCCUUUCGUUUCUCUCCCUCUGCUCCUUUUGA